UACAUACAUACACACACACACACACACAAAUCUCGAUUCGUUCCCCCGCCCCCCCCAUCCAACCCGUCUUGAAACUACCGAUCCACUGGUGUGAACGCCCACGAUUACAUGUUGAGAGUCAACGUCCGGGGCGUCAAAUACUGGCUGGGAAGAUUUUUAAAAAGGAGGAACAACUCGCCCCUUCUAACGAUAAAAUAACAAAAAUAUCCCGUGUGUUCUUCAAACUUGAGAGCUUCAAACGUCUGCGCAUGCGGCCGAAUAGACAGGGGGCCGCAUUUUCUUUCUCAGCCCAACACGGAAAAGGAACAGGAGGAAAGGUCGUCCUGUUUACGCUGCCGUGUACCAUGCAUUCUGGGAAAUAGAGUUCACCCUUCAUUGCAAUUGCAGCAAGCUUAUUGACGUUCGUAGUUUUACGGAGUGUGGGUUUCCUGAGUGAACGAUCCUUUGGAAUGAUUUACUAAAGAAAUAAAAAUGUGAAAAUACUAAAUAGGCCCGAUAUCACUGGGACUCGUGAGAGUUGUUAUGUUCUCUAACUUCGUUCAGGAAAUUAUUAUUUUUUGAAAUGAUCUGACCGAUUGAAGGCGACGCAACCCCGGUAAAGGGAGGAGGUGUGCUUGGAUGGUCAAAGAACAUUUCCUGACAGACUAUGCAACAGGUGGAAUGUGUCCAAGUAAAGCAACGAUAUCGGGAAAAACUAUAAUCAUAACUGGAGCAAACACUGGUAUCGGAAAAGAGACUGCUCGAGAACUGGCCAGCAGAGGUGGCAGAAUUAUAAUGGCAUGUCGAGAUAUGGAGAAAUGUGAAACAGCGGCUCGAGAAAUUCGAGGUGAAACCCUGAAUCAUGAUGUAUAUGCAAAGCAUCUUAACCUUGCAUCACUUAAAUCAAUUCGGGAGUUUGCCAAACAAAUAAAUGAAGAGGAGGAGAAUGUAAAUGUGUUAAUUAACAAUGCUGGUGUUAUGAGAUGUCCUCAUUGGAAAACAGAAGAUGGAUUUGAAAUGCAAUUAGGUGUAAAUCACCUUGGUCAUUUUUUGUUGACAAACUUGCUGCUUGAAAAGUUAAAGAACUCCGGAAAUGGUCGCAUUAUAAAUGUAUCCUCGCUUGCUCACAAAGUGGGACAAGUUGAUUUCAAUGAUCUCAACUGGGAAAAUAAAAAAUAUGACACCAAGGCAGCAUACUGUCAGAGCAAACUUGCGAACAUAUUGUUCACAAGGGAACUGGUGAAAAAACUUCACGGGAGUAAUGUUACAGUCAAUGCUGUGCACCCAGGGGUGGUUAACACAGAACUUGGCAGACACACAGGGAUGCAUAAAUCAAAACUUUCCAGUACAACAUUGGGACCAAUUUUCUGGCUUCUAGUGAAAUCUCCACGUUUAGGAGCACAGCCCUCCAUAUAUCUGGCUGUUGCAGAAGAAUUGGAAGGGGUAUCUGGGAAAUACUUUGAUGUUAAUAAAGAAAAAGACCCUGCUCCGCAAGCUCUGGAUGAUGAAACAGCCAGGCGUUUGUGGGAACCAACUGGAGAUAAAUCUAUUGCUACCAGCAAGAACCAUGAGGAAGUUCAAACAGUAAAACUCUCGUGGCAGUAACUAUGCAGCAAGUCGCCUUGAGGAAGCCCCACCAUGAAAAGAAUCCUGCCAGGGAGUUGUAAGUUAAGCCUCACAACCAGAAACAACAAAAAUAAUUGCUUUAGAGAUACCCAAAGUAGAUAUAGCUUUGUUAACUUGGUCUAAACUAUUUUAAUAUAACAAAUUAUACUGUUAAUUUUGUAUUCAUGCCUGAAAACAAACUAACCUAAGUAUAUUUACUGAAGUUUAAGAAAGACCAAUGAAAUUACUAAAUACAAAGAGCAAAGUAGGGAAGCAAGUGGCGCAGUGAUAAUGUCAAUGAGUGAGUAAUCCACUAAGCAUAGAGUUCAAAUGCAAUCACAGGAAUUCUGGAAUUGAAAAACUAAUCUUGGUAAUUGUAAGUAUAAAAUUGCUUUUGAUUUUCAUAAGAUUCAUUUACUUUUAAGGAAGGAAAUCUGGUCUGCUCAUUGAUGCCGGAUCCACAAUGUGUUUCACUCAACUAUGUCUGGAGGAACCUUAAUCAAGAUGCUUCUAAGUCUGCCCAAAACUUGCAGGUCCUCCAGUGCAAAGAGUUGUUCCUGACUGAGUGUUACAGGCCAGCAUGUUUCCAACGCCAGGUUUAUUUGUUAUGAGGCACACUGAAAAUUGGGACAGCCACUGCAGAGGCACAACAGGGGCACAAUUGCUCCCAAGGACCAUUCAGCCACAGUAAACCUUGGGGCAGAAAACUGCAGAUUGCCCAGGCUGUGUCUAACAUAGAAUAUAUGUUGUAAAUAUAUUGAACCACUUCUACACACGUUGUGUGGAGUACAUUAUAUCUACUGCACUUUCUAUUAAUUCAAAUUUGAAAUGUUUUAUCUCCAAGCUCUAUACCUGACAUGAAAUGUAUUUUGUAAACAUUAAGAUUGCUAAUAUCUUAUCAAGUGAGGCAUAUUGUCUUGGGACAUUAAAUUUUCUUGCAAAUCCUGUAAUAUUCAUGUUGAAUGUU
Stegostoma tigrinum is the source of this 2551-nucleotide messenger RNA. RefSeq names its product retinol dehydrogenase 13-like. The record is from RefSeq and is a predicted model, not a curated record. The coding region runs from base 619 to 1584 and encodes 321 amino acids. Lineage: Eukaryota; Metazoa; Chordata; Chondrichthyes; Orectolobiformes; Stegostomatidae. The transcript has 8 exons.